This is a messenger RNA of Vollenhovia emeryi, 945 nucleotides long. RefSeq lists its product as uncharacterized. The record is from RefSeq and is a predicted model, not a curated record. Lineage: Eukaryota; Metazoa; Arthropoda; Insecta; Hymenoptera; Formicidae. The transcript is spliced from 2 exons. The coding region runs from base 1 to 945 and encodes 314 amino acids.
AUGUUCAAAUCAAACGUGAAGGAGACUUAUGAAAUGUCGAGUGGAUGUAAACAUGCUCUGGUAGUUCUCAUGUGGGUACAUCGAAGGAGCGAAGAUCCUGCACCUACAGAAAUAGCAUGCUAUUGGAAAAAAUCUCGUUUGUCAGGUGUAGGCACGACACUCAAAUAUGUCGAAGUCAAGGAUUUGGGCAUUCAGAAAGUAUCGAGAUUAAAACAAACAUCCAUUCCCAAUAAUAGCACUUUUUUACACGACGUUCUGCAACUGGCAGAAAGUAAACAAAUUGAUUCUCAAAUUUCACGACUACACAUUGACUUGAAAUGUCUGAAAACAAAUAAUUUAUCGUUGCAUAGACUCCUUUUAAAAUUUUACUUAAAUGGAGGUCUGAUGUCAAGAGAUUUUCUUACUUUUGCUAGUUCCGAGAUGACUCAAGUCUUAUGUGAUGAAGCUGAACAAUUGACACAAAAUCAGAGUGAUUGCCCACUGUGGUACGAACUCCGAUAUAGAAGGAUUAUAGCUUUUAAGCUGUAUGAAGCAGCACAUUGUACAACAAACAAUGGAUCGUUUGUUAAACAGGUAAUAGGGGCGAGUAAGGUACAUGAAACAACUGCAAUGUUACGAGGAAAGAACUUGGAAAAAGUGCUGGUAGAAGUAGAACGCAAACUAAAUAUACGAAUUAAGGGUGCUGGACUGUAUUUAUUACCAAAUUAUCCAGUUCUUGGUGCAUCGCCUGAUGGUAUAACCAACGAAUACAUCGUGGAAAUAAAAUGUCCGUUGAAUGAAAAAACGUUGGAAAAAUUCUUGUCGAAAGAUAAAAUUAUCAAUCCUAAAUAUAUACCACAAAUGCACUUACAAAUGUUAGCUACAGGAAAAGAAAAAGGAUUGUUUUGUGUGGCUGAUCUAGCUUUUGAAAAAUCGAAAAGUGCACAUGCAGUGGCUUGCAUAUGA